CAUUGUAAACGUCAGAUGACCUUUGGCACGGUUCUUUGUAGCACUGAAUAGACAGCAGCUACAAGGGUCCAAGAUGAACAGAGCGUUUAACAAAACAACUGUGAGACAUUUGAGUGGUCUCCUCAAAAGGUUUCAAAGCACCUUGGUGGUUGCAGAGCACAACAAUGAAAAGCUGACCCCUAUUACACUCAAUGCAAUCACUGCUGCUAGUAAGCUGGGUGGUGAGGUGUCUUGUCUGGUUGCCGGAGUAAACUGUUCAAAGGUUGUGGAACAAAUCAGUAAAGUACAGGGUGUGAAGAAAGUUUUAGUGGCCCAACAUGAUUGUUACAAAGGUGCCCUGCCUGAGGAGUUGACUCCACUUAUCUUGGCAACACAAAAGCAAUUCAACUUCACCCACAUCUGUGCUGGUGCGUCUGCAUUUGGAAAGAACCUGCUUCCCAGAGUGGCUGCCAAGUUGGAUGUUGCCCCAGUUUCGGAUAUUAUUGAGAUCAAGUCUCCAGACGUGUUUGUGAGAACCAUUUAUGCAGGAAAUGCUCUCAGCACUGUGAAAUGUAAUGAGCCAAUCAAGGUCUUCACUGUCAGAGGGACAUCCUUUGAAGCAGCUCCAACACAGGGAGGAAGUGCCACAUCAGAAAAUGCGGCUGCUCCUUCUCCCGCUGGAAUUUCGGAGUGGCUGGAACAGAGUCUAACAAAGAGCGACCGUCCAGAUCUGACGAGCGCUAAGGUUGUGGUGUCUGGAGGUAGGGGGUUGAAGAGUGGAGAAAACUUCAAGUUGCUUUAUGACCUUGCUGACAAACUGAAUGCUGCAGUUGGUGCAUCCAGAGCUGCGGUGGAUGCUGGGUACGUCCCAAAUGACAUGCAGGUUGGACAGACUGGCAAAAUUGUAGCACCAGAGUUGUACAUUGCUGUUGGUAUCUCUGGAGCUAUUCAGCACCUGGCUGGAAUGAAAGAUAGCAAGACUAUUGUAGCUAUCAACAAAGACCCAGAGGCUCCCAUUUUCCAGGUGGCUGACUAUGGCAUUGUUGCUGAUCUUUUCAAGGUUGUUCCUGAGAUGACUGAAGCACUGAGCAAAUGAGGAGAAACUCUCUCUCACCAAGCUUCUGUCACAGAACCUGGAAACCACAGUAGGAAGAAUUCAGAGCAGUCACAGUAACCCGCAUUCAUUGCCUUAAAGGAUAAAGCUGUCAUUUUCUAUAUCAGCAGUAUUUUAAACAUUCCCCAUAUAGACACUAAAACCAACAAUGCUUUGCCUCUACUCAUAAUUAAUAUCUGUCAAACUAUUGGUCCUGGAUUAGCUUGUUCCUCUGCACCAUAGUAGGCCUCCAUGGUUGUUUAAAAACACAUGGGGAGAAACACCAGACCCUGAUAUUUUUAAAAAUUGUUCCAAAGGGUCCGAAUGGCUGUAACCCAUGUCAAGAACCCAUGCACAAGAUCUUUGAAUAUCCUUAAUAUUAAGGUCUUGUGCUUUGUAGUGAGGAAAUAUGUCUCCCAGUGCAGUGGUGUGCUUCCCUGAUGUUUUUGAACAACAGUGGAGGUCUAUGGCACAGAGCAGCAAGAUAAUCCA
Molecule: messenger RNA, 1564 nt
Organism: Monopterus albus (swamp eel)
Lineage: Eukaryota; Metazoa; Chordata; Actinopteri; Synbranchiformes; Synbranchidae
Gene: etfa
Product: electron transfer flavoprotein subunit alpha
Exons: 12
Coding region: 74-1075 (333 amino acids)
Biological process (GO): fatty acid beta-oxidation using acyl-CoA dehydrogenase
Cellular component (GO): mitochondrion
Molecular function (GO): flavin adenine dinucleotide binding; electron transfer activity
Source: RefSeq, a predicted model, not a curated record